Clupea harengus (Atlantic herring) is the source of this 1443-nucleotide messenger RNA. RefSeq names its product 5-hydroxytryptamine (serotonin) receptor 7c (gene htr7c). Lineage: Eukaryota; Metazoa; Chordata; Actinopteri; Clupeiformes; Clupeidae. Gene Ontology annotation, molecular function: neurotransmitter receptor activity; G protein-coupled serotonin receptor activity. Gene Ontology annotation, biological process: vasoconstriction; smooth muscle contraction; circadian rhythm. The record is from RefSeq and is a predicted model, not a curated record. Gene Ontology annotation, cellular component: dendrite; plasma membrane.
UCUGGCGUGCAGAUUGCACCUGGGGCUCCAGGAAAUUGUGGUUUAUUCGGAUCCAUGUCUUCCAGUAAUGUUUACUGCUGACCACACCUGCAGAGAAAGAUAAUGUUAAACCUGCACAUAACAUAUCUGGGCAUCACCCGACCCUUGACCUACCCGGCCCGUCAGAACGGCCAGCUGAUGGCCAAGAUGAUCCUGGGCGUGUGGUUGGCGUCGGCAUCCAUCACCCUGCCGCCGUUCUGUGGCUGGGCCAAGAACAUCCACACAGCCGGCGUCUGCCUGAUCAGCCAGGACGUGGGCUACACCAUCUAUUCCACGGCCCUGGCCUUCUACAUCCCCAUGCUAGUGAUGCUCGUCAUGUACUACAAGAUCUUCAAGGCGGCGCGCAAGAGCGGCGCCAAGCACCGCUCCAUAAAUUUCUCGCACCGCGAGGAGCUGCCCACGGUGGCGGUGGGCAGCGAGGCACUCAAGAUGCAGGGCCUGAAGGGGCCGGCAUCCGGCAUGGUCGAGGAGUGCGCUGUGCUGUCGCGGCUGCUGACCCACCAGCGGCACAACAUCUCCAUCUUCAAGCGCGAGCAGAAGGCGGCCACCACGCUGGGCGUGAUCGUGGGCGUGUUCAGCAUCUGCUGGUUGCCCUUCUUCAUGCUGACUACCAUACGGCCCUUCAUCUGCGGCGUGCAGUGCAGCUGCGUGCCCAUCUGGCUGGAGCGCACACUCCUGUGGCUGGGCUACGCCAACUCGCUCAUGAACCCCUUCAUCUACGCCUUUUUCAACCGAGACCUGCGCUCCACCUACCGCGACCUGCUGCGCUGUCGCUACCGCAACAUCAACAGACGGCUGUCGGCGGUGGGCGUGCACGAGGCACUGAGAGCGUAGGCACUGGCCUGGCGGGAACGGAAGCUCGCUCCAAGGUUUUUGGGGACCGGGUCCUUGUUGUUGUUUUGUUUUUCCAGUCGAAGAGUCAGAGGGAAGAGCAGUCAAUAUGGCAGACUCGGGGGAUUGUGUAACUGGGGAUGAAAAGGUAAACCGGCGCUGAUUGAUAUCGGAAGAACGGGAGGCCGCGUGGGCUCUGUGGGGAGAGCGACGCAGACGGAAUGAUCACCUCAGUGUCCCUGUGAGUCACACAGUCUAUUUUUGGAGGCCGCCAACCAGAAGUUGUCUUUGAUGGUCUAUUGGAGAUGACAGGGCUUUGUGGCGUAUGCUCCACACAAAAACAUGCACUGGCACGUACACACACACACACACACACACACACACACAUGCACAGAAUGCCUCUGACUCUUUACCAUAAACUGUAAAUACAAAGGAGUUCAGGUGCAGGUCAUUUGCCAAACUAUUGAAGGUGUUAAUUAACACCAAACCUUUAAUGUUUAAUGAAGUUGCUGUGGGCACAUCAACCAAAAUGUAUUUACAGAGAAGUGGCAGUUCAAUAUAUUGUUUUUGCAU